This is a messenger RNA of Gongylonema pulchrum, 444 nucleotides long. The record is from the annotation of a GenBank genome assembly. Lineage: Eukaryota; Metazoa; Nematoda; Chromadorea; Rhabditida; Gongylonematidae.
AUGGGUAUUUCAGAUGGGUUAGCAAAGAAGGCUCGUGAAAUGGGCCAAUCUGUUGUGGUUUUAGUGUUGGUACCACUGGUGCCAGUGGUGUUGUUCGCGCCACUGGCAGCUUAUGGUAAUGAGGAUGCAAAACGACUGUAUGAUGAUUUGCUGGUCAAUUAUAAUAAACAUCGGCGACCCACUCCUGGACCAAAUAUUCCGGUAACGAUCAAGCUGAAGCUACGACUUUCACAAAUUAUCGAUGUGGUCUGGAUCGACAACAAAUUAUCAUGGGAUCCGAGAAGUUACGGAGGAGUGAGCGUGCUUUAUGUCCCCUACGAAAUGAUAUGGGUUCCCGAUAUUGUCCUAUACAACAAGAGUGCGGAUUCGGAAUCACGUUAUGGCUCAAACUGGGAAUAUUUUAUCUUGAAAAUUAUUGACCUCAUACAGUAUUUUUUUGAUUAG